Messenger RNA from Musa acuminata AAA Group (dessert banana), 1193 nucleotides. RefSeq lists its product as uncharacterized. The transcript has 2 exons. Bases 443 to 820 code for a protein of 125 amino acids. NCBI's taxonomy places the organism in Eukaryota, Viridiplantae, Streptophyta, Magnoliopsida, Zingiberales, Musaceae. The record is from RefSeq and is a predicted model, not a curated record.
GUGAAAUCAAUACAUCAAAAUUUUGGAAUAAUAAAAUUCCAUUAAUAGGUACAUCAAAUAUUUAAAGAAACUUAUUUUCUUGUUAAUCCUUAAUUAGAAGAUUUCUUGGUAUGCAUCAUUUCUUAAUUUCUUGGUUAUCUUUCAAAUGAGUACUUUAUUAUGUUCGAAUUAAUUUAGAGGUAUUUGUUAAUGUAAUUAUAUUUUGAGCAACACUUUCCCUACCGAUUUAUGGCUGACUCACUGACCUCCGCUCGUUGUUGGAGAAGCUGUAGGGACCACAAGCCGAGAGUCGUUUUGCUGCCCUUCUUCUCUCACGUCGUCGCCUUCUCUCUCUCUCUCUCUCUCCUCUCCUCUCCUCCUUUUCCUCCUCGUCCUUCCUCUCGCCUUCACCGACAACGCGGCGUCGCCGCUCAGACCAAACCAUUCCCAUCCGACAUCAAGCAUGGGCACAGUCUACCGGUGCGCGGGAUGCGGGGCAGAUCUGAAUCUGAGCGCGGCGCACCUCUACCCGGCGGACGCCCACUUCGAGGCCGGCAACAAGGGCACCUUCUCCUUCUCAUGGGUGGACGACGCCCGGCUCCAGUUCGCCAAGGAGGACCGGAUCAAGCCCUUCUUCGAGACCCCCAACUACUGGGGCAUCCAGCGCAAACGCACCCGCCUCCUCUGCGACACGUGCGGCCACCUCCUCGGAUACGUCUACGACGACGGGCCUCCCGCGAUGCGCGGCCACGGCCAGUUUGGGUUCGGCCAUGGCCACACCGUCCCUCGCGCCCCCAGGUACCGAUUCAAGAUCAAGGCCCUCAACAUCUCCUACUGUUGAAAUGAUGAUCACAGGUCCGCGUCGAGAACCUAUCGAUGCAUGAUUUUGGUGAUUUAGAUCAGGAAUUGGUUACUCGGGAGCUCGAUUGUGCGCUUCGUGUGUCCAUCGGAUACAGACGGGUAAUGCUCACGGCAAAAGGCCGUCCGUCGUCUCCUGUUUGCCUUUUAUUUCUAGGUUUGGUUUAUCUUUUUGUUAUCAUUAUUAUAAUUCAUGGGAAAAAAAAAGAAAAGAAAAGGCAGACAUUACAUUGCAUAAUAAUGUCUUCUUCUUCCUCCUUCGAAUUGUGUUCUCUGUGGCUAUCUCUUCUUAUUUCUAGAGAUGUUUCUCAUGUAUCAAGCAUGUCGUUUCUUAUAGUAAAUUUCCAUUAUUCUUA